Brassicogethes aeneus is the source of this 321-nucleotide messenger RNA. Lineage: Eukaryota; Metazoa; Arthropoda; Insecta; Coleoptera; Nitidulidae. The record is from the annotation of a GenBank genome assembly.
AUGCCUCGUCGAACUCGUGCUUUCAUUAAGGCUAUAGAAGUGUGGUUUCAAAAUCGCAGAGCGAAAUUUCGAAAACAAGAACGUCUGGCCCAACAAAAGGUGACGAACUCGAACAGCGAAAGUCCCAACCUGCCCAAUAUCAAAGCCGAAAGCAACGGUACGUCCAAGAACAACAUGUCCAGCGGCGGCGGCAAAGACGUGAAACCCGGCUCCCCCAAUAGCAGUGUCUCGACUACGCCUAACUCAAAUACCAGUAGUGUUUCUAGUCAUCAUUCCAGUCAAGGGGAUAUCAAGCCGCUGAAUGGGAGCAAUGGUGAGUAA